AUCGAUCCUCGAUCCAACCGUCCCUGCAUGUCUGUCCAAUCAGAACCCCCGCCUUUUCGCCGCCAAUUUGUACCAUCAACGUCCUCGUCUCCAUCGCAACUUACGCUGUAUAUACCACCGUUGACAUCCAGGCUUCAAUGAGCAUAUGAGCCAUGGCAUUCCGCUCGCCCACUCUCCGUCAUGUCCUCCGCCAGCCCCUCUCCAACCCACGCUUUUGCCAACGACGCUGGGCACAGGUCCAAGACGUCCGCUUCCUCGCAACCCACGACGCACAAGAGCGCAUCUUGGCCAAGUACAGGGAAAAGCUAGAGUCCAAAGCAAAGCAAGAGGGCGUCAAGGACAUCUCGGAGCUGAAAGAACGGCACAAGGACAAGAUCAAUGAGCUGCGACAACAAGCCAUUGUACCCGGGGCCACUGGGCCGCUGACACCGCCGCCGUCACCACAGGGUGCAUCGCCAUCAUCGCCGAGUUCAAAAGCACAAUCGCCCUGGCCCUCACCACCUCCCCCGCCAUCUCCCCAAUCACGCAAUGCGCCUCCCCCCGGCGUCAAAACACUAAACUCCUUCCUCGACCUGCCCAAGAUCCGCGAACUCCCCGAGAAGGAGAUCCAAGCACUGUGGCGGCUACGGCACGCAUCCAAUCCGCAGUCGAUACACUUCUCCGUUCCCGCGACGACAUUCCGCUCGUUGCUCGAAACCGCGAAACGCCACCCCUCAUUCGUUCUCCCCGUGCCACGCGAAAUUCCAAAGGAGAGCGCGGACGGUGUACCGGCCGAGGGGGAAACACAACAGGCUGCCGAACUGCAUUACCUGCAGUUUGCACACCCGCAUGUCGACACGACAACACUGCUCUUCACAUCGCUUGCCGAGUUUAAGCUAAGAGGCGAAUUCGCAAGCCCACACACCACCAUCACUUUCCACCAGGAACUAGCAGAUUCUCACAACCUCGUCCUGGGACAGGGCAUUGUCACAGAGGGGAACAAUGUCAGCGUCGACGACGCAAGGUGGCUGGUUAUGUGUAUGCAAAAGUUCUACGUUCAGAGCGAGGAGGGCAAAGGGAGAGAGGCGCUGUUGCACCAGUUUACGCGAGGGGAUAGCGGAUUCAAGGUGGAAAGACUGAUCGACGAGGCUGAGAAGAUCUUGUAAUAAAUAAAUAGAAGAGUUGUAUUAUGAACUGUCAGAUAGCUCAGGCUAGAUACCGCUACUACGUAUGUUUGUAUAUCCUCCAUUAGACAUAUCAUGACGUCCUGAAUAUAGAUAGCUUGUCCCAUCAGCUACUCGUACCACCAUACGUAGUCCCCGAAAGAAUGCUUAGACUACGACCUCGAAGUAGUCGGUGACCUUGGUCUGCUGGAAGAACCAGACCGAUGGAGCCGUGACCUCCCCGUAGUAGCGUCGAACUUGUCCCGGGAGGAGCAUGCCAGAAUCAAACGCCUUACGAUUCUCCUCAUAGUCAUCCUCAAUCGGAGGUCCACCGCCGUAGGGACCCACAUUUGCCUCCUCGUUCCCCUCUUCAGGUUCUUCAUCGUCA
This is a messenger RNA of Cucurbitaria berberidis CBS 394.84, 1530 nucleotides long. RefSeq names its product ATP11-domain-containing protein. The record is from RefSeq and is a predicted model, not a curated record. Gene Ontology annotation, biological process: mitochondrial proton-transporting ATP synthase complex assembly. The transcript has a single exon. Gene Ontology annotation, cellular component: mitochondrion. Lineage: Eukaryota; Fungi; Ascomycota; Dothideomycetes; Pleosporales; Cucurbitariaceae. The coding region runs from base 153 to 1145 and encodes 330 amino acids.